AUGAUCACCAGCAAGCCAAUCUUAAUCUCAGGCGCCGGGCUCUCAUCGCUGCUCCUCGCGCAAUCCUUCAAACGAUCUCAAAUUCCCUUCAGAAUCUUUGAGCGUGACGCAUCGUUCACAUUUCGCGCUCAAGGGUAUCGUCUACGUCUGUCGGCAGAAGGCUUGGACGCUAUCGAGUCUGUACUUGAGCCUCAGCUAUGGAAGCACUUUUGGGAGACAUGCGGCAAAACCGGCGGUAGCGGGUUUUCUGAGCUAGAUGCCGUCACGGGGGAGGAAACGGAGCAUUCUGCACCUGAACAAUUAUCCUCUCGCGACAACAAGAUUGUAGGGAUAGCAAGAGGAGACAUGAGAAAGAUCUUCGCACAAGGAUGCGAAGAAUCCAUUGAGUGGGCCAAGCAUGUGACAGGGUACGAGCUGACUGAGGAUGGCGUAAGGGCCGUGUUUGCGGAUGGCACCAAGUCAACCGAAGGUUCUAUGCUUAUUGCCGGGGAGGGCAUUUACUCGAGGGUCGCCAGGCAAGUGUCUGGCGGAAGACUCAAGGUGUACGAUACUGGCGCCAGGGGGAUCCACGGUCAAGCGUCGACCACGGCAUUCAAGAAGCUUGGAGAGGGCGUUUUCCGAUUGCGAGACAAGUCACGACCCAACGGCGAUGUCUUCAUCAUGACAAACGUUCGCUCUCGUGACAUGGAUGAUCCCACUGUCAAGUUUGGUUGGACUAUGGGUGGUCAACCAGGUGUAAUACGGGCCCCGAAUGACGACUACUCCAUCGUGGGGAAGGAAGCAGCUGAUAUUGCCAAAUCACUGGUUAAGAACUGGCAUCCCCGCUUCAAACCACUGUUCGACGAAAUGGAUGAAUCUGAAGCCGCAUUUUGGAAAAUCACUUGUUCUACUCCCUGGGGCGUGCCUGAGUGGCCCAACGAGCCUCGAGUAACUGUCAUCGGAGAUGCGGCACACUCCAUGACGCCCGCAGGAGGUCUCGGUGCCAACACAGCAGUGCAGGAUGCGGCGCUUCUUGGGAAGCUUUUGGCAGAAGCUGGCGGCUUCAAACCCGGCGUCACAGAAGCGUACGAGAAAGGAAUGAGAGUCUAUGGAAGUGCCGCCGUUCACCAGAGCUACUCAAUUGCCUCAAAGGUGUUCGGAAUUCAAAUUGACGAAGAGUCUCCCACCAUCUAG
Molecule: messenger RNA, 1173 nt
Organism: Colletotrichum chrysophilum
Lineage: Eukaryota; Fungi; Ascomycota; Sordariomycetes; Glomerellales; Glomerellaceae
Exons: 1
Coding region: 1-1173 (390 amino acids)
Molecular function (GO): FAD binding
Source: RefSeq, a predicted model, not a curated record